Olea europaea var. sylvestris is the source of this 1811-nucleotide messenger RNA. RefSeq lists its product as uncharacterized. The record is from RefSeq and is a predicted model, not a curated record. The transcript has 7 exons. NCBI's taxonomy places the organism in Eukaryota, Viridiplantae, Streptophyta, Magnoliopsida, Lamiales, Oleaceae. The coding region runs from base 365 to 1642 and encodes 425 amino acids.
UCAUUGGAAUUUUCGAAGGAGAGAGAGUGCUCAAUCACUGCCAAAAGUACUGAAGAAGAGGUGCGUAGGAUAAGCAGAGAUGAUGUUCUCGAAUCUUGCCCGGGGUGCGUAGGAUAAUAAGAAUCUGUAACCUUUUUUUUUCUUUUUUAUUUUGGGGUCGUGGUGAAGUGUGUUGUUCUGGAAUCUUGAGCAGGGGCGUAGGAUAAGCAGAAAUUGUAAUCUUUGGCUGUAAUUGCGUUGAGCUCCUAUAAGCUGCGAUUGAAGCCUCAGUGUAGAGUGUGUGUGUAAGCGCUAGCAAAAAGCUUGCUUUUUUUGUGUGUGGCACUUUGGCAUCCUGUUUCUUUAAGGUGUGGGGGAGAUUAAAAUGGGUGGUGCGCAGUUUAGCAAUGGCCAUCGGAGGAGGGAAGCUCCGGUGAGACUGGCAUUCUUCUCGGUAUGCUUAUGGAGUCUGAUCUCACUAUCCUGCGCCAAAAUGCUAUCUGCUUCAAGACAGAAGCUUGAAGUUGAGAAACACUUGAACAGACUCAAUAAACCUCCUGUUAAAACCAUUCAGAGUCCAGAUGGAGAUAUAAUUGACUGUGUCCACAUUUCUCAUCAACCAGCUUUUGAUCACCCUUUUCUCAGAGACCACAAAAUCCAGAUGAGGCCUAGCUAUCACCCGGAAGGAAUUUUUAAUGAGAACAAGAUGUCGACAGGGCCUAAUGAACGAACUGACUCAAUCACUCAGCUGUGGCACAUGAACGGGAAAUGCCCUGAGGACACCAUACCGAUAAGGAGAACAAAGAAAGAAGAUGUCUUGAGAGCAAGCUCGGUGAAAAGGUACGGGAAGAAGAAGCACAGAACUAUCCCCAAGCCCAAGUCCGCAGAUCCUGACCUCACCAACGAGAGUGGUCAUCAGCACGCAAUAGCAUAUGUCCAAGGAGACAAGUAUUAUGGUGCAAAAGCAACUAUUAAUGUAUGGGAACCUAAAAUACAGCAGCCUAAUGAGUUCAGUUUGUCCCAAAUUUGGUUACUGGGAGGUUCAUUCGGUGAAGAUCUCAAUAGCAUUGAAGCUGGUUGGCAGGUUAGCCCUGAUCUCUACGGUGAUAACAACACAAGAUUGUUCACAUACUGGACUAGUGAUGCAUAUCAAGCCACCGGUUGCUAUAAUCUUCUCUGCUCUGGUUUCAUUCAAGUCAGCAGUCAAAUAGCAAUGGGUGCAAGUAUCUCUCCCGUCUCUUCCUAUCGAAAUUCCCAAUACGAUAUCAGCAUUCUUGUGUGGAAGGAUCCAAAAGAGGGAAAUUGGUGGAUGCAGUUUGGCAAUGGAUACGUAUUGGGUUAUUGGCCAUCUUUCUUAUUCUCCUACUUAACAGAGAGUGCUUCCAUGAUAGAAUGGGGUGGUGAGGUCGUAAAUUCACAACCCGACGGGCAGCACACUUCGACUCAAAUGGGCAGCGGUCGAUUCCCAGAAGAGGGUUUUGGCAAGUCGGGCUAUUUCAAGAAUAUCCAAGUUGUUGACAGUUCCAACAAUCUUAAGGCUCCUAAAGAACUUGGCACAUACACUGAACAAUCCAACUGCUAUGAUAUCCAAACAGGUGGUAAUGGAGAUUGGGGCCAUUACUUCUAUUAUGGAGGCCCUGGCAGAAACCCUAAUUGCCCAUGAAGUCAAAAAGGUAAAAUAGUAAAGGACCCCUUUAGGUUAAGGUCACUGUAUCAAUCAUCAAUAUGUUUAUGUACACCCUUUUUCUCUCUCUACUUUAUUUUUUCCAUGCAAGUGAAUGGGAAAGUGGCCAAGUUAAUUUUCUUGAAAAAGCAAAGGCCCAUCCAUGUCA